CGCAACUCCACAGCUGUUUGCAAAGUUCUUAAUUAUUUUUUUGAUUUGCUUGUUUUUCUCUUUUGUUUUCUUUAUUAUUAACAAUUAUUAUGUUUAUUUGGCAAUAUUUCACACUUUUGUGCCUUGGUUUCGCCACCAACGAGGCGAAAUCCAUCAAGAAAUCGCAUGUUAACCUGUUGGAGCCAACUUUUGAGCUGGAUGAUGAGAAGCUGGUGAAGAUGGGGAUUUCCCCGCCGGACAUUUCCAACGAAGUGCAACGUGUGCAGGUGCCAUCGAAAGAUCCGCCACCCGGAAAAGAUGACUGGACGGGCAAGUGGUUUCCGCAUCUACCAGGAGAACACCAGGAAUCCAAGGAAAAAGGAACCACGGAGGAGGUUCCUCCAAUGGAAUCCACUACCAAGAAUAAUUGGGGCGGAAAGUGGUUUCCCCAGGCCCCAGGAGAACCCCAUCUCGUGAUGAUGUCACCCAAGGACCAGAAUCUAUCGACCAACUCCACAACGAAAGAUAAUUGGCAGGGCAAAUGGUUUCCCCAAGAUCCCAAUGAGCCACACAAAACUAAACAAAGCAUUUGCGAUGACGGCAAGAGCAACCUAGCCGUAGAUUUCGAUCCAACGGACAUUCGUGAUAGCCUAAAUUACCUGUGCAUCAGCAGCAAUCGCAGCCUGUACCAGCCGAACCUGACCAGGGAGGCCGUUCUCACGGAGCACUUCCUGCCAAGCGCCUAUUUGCCGCCAGCCAAGUGCCUCAACGAGCCCAUCAGUUACUCCCACCUGCCAGCCACCAAUGGCCCCUAUCGACCGAUGCCCGCUGAAUAUGGAACCUACACCUAUCUGCCUCCCCAGCGAUAUCUUCGCAACCUGGCAGAGGGAGCCAUCGUGAUGCUCUACCAUCCCUGCGCCUCUGCGGGCCAAGUGAAGCAGCUGCAGGACCUCGUGGGCGGUUGCCUGUACCGUCACUUGAUCUCACCCUCGCAGGCUCUGAGUCCGGAGCGUCCACUGGCCCUGCUCGCCUGGAGUCGCAGCCUGGCGAUGUCCGUCGUGGAUCGCCGACUGGCGGCCGACUUCAUCCAGAAGCACGCCAAGUGGGGACCUCUUGCUCCGGAGGAAAUGUCGCGGGUGGUGGACAAAAGGCAGACCUACAAGGAGGGUCUGCUCACGGAAGCCCACUUGGUCACCACGGCGGAUGACUACGAGGUGUGCGGUUACCUACAGGAGGAAAUGUAGGGACAACAUGUUAACUAUUUGUUUGUAAUAAAACUCGAAUAAUUUUGCCAA
Messenger RNA from Drosophila takahashii, 1274 nucleotides. Lineage: Eukaryota; Metazoa; Arthropoda; Insecta; Diptera; Drosophilidae. The record is from RefSeq and is a predicted model, not a curated record.